This is a messenger RNA of Scomber scombrus (Atlantic mackerel), 5983 nucleotides long. RefSeq names its product lipin 2 (gene lpin2). The transcript has 20 exons. The record is from RefSeq and is a predicted model, not a curated record. The coding region runs from base 167 to 3064 and encodes 965 amino acids. Gene Ontology annotation, cellular component: nucleus; cytosol; endoplasmic reticulum membrane. Gene Ontology annotation, biological process: triglyceride biosynthetic process; positive regulation of transcription by RNA polymerase II; fatty acid catabolic process. NCBI's taxonomy places the organism in Eukaryota, Metazoa, Chordata, Actinopteri, Scombriformes, Scombridae. Gene Ontology annotation, molecular function: transcription coactivator activity; phosphatidate phosphatase activity.
CCUCCAGGGGAAGGUUAUUCAAAAGUGAUUAGGUGGGGUGUAUUUUAAAGAUUGAGUCCAGGAUGUUUGUCAGACAUUAUCAUCAUAAUCGGUGGGAGAAAAACAUUGGUCCCAGUGGCGUAUCCUGAGGUAGGAGAAGUGAGAGCCGGUGCUCCACCUAGCAGUGAUGAAGAGGCAGAGAUCCUGGGGGGACAGGGAGCAUCUGGAUAGCAACACAGAAGACUCCACAGACAACAGUGAGCAGGAUGACUCCUCAUCUCUGAAGUCCUCCUGGUCUUUGGCGGACACCAUGAACUACGUUGGCCAGCUGGCAGGUCAGGUGCUGGUUACGGUGAAAGAACUGUAUAAGGGCAUUAAUCAAGCCACGUUGUCUGGCUGCAUCGAUGUUGUGGUCGUCCGCCAGAGAGAUGGCACCUACCAGUGCUCACCAUUCCACGUGCGCUUCGGCAAGCUGGGUGUGCUGCGCUCUAAAGAGAAAGUGAUCGACAUCGAAGUGAAUGGAGAGCCUGUAGACCUGCACAUGAAACUUGGAGACAAUGGCGAGGCCUUUUUUGUCCAGGAGGCUGAGCAGCAGAAUCAGAUUGUCCCCGCCCACUUGGCCACCUCCCCAAUCCCCACUGAGAGUCACCUAUUCUGGAUGUCCGAGGUGGAGCACAGGCCACCAAAAGAUUUGGAAGAUGACCCCGCUGACCGAGAGGAUCCACCCGAGCCUCCUGCUCCCAGUACAGUGGCUACAAAAAAGAAGAAGAGACGGAAGAAGAAGCACAAAGGAGACCCUCGAAGAGAGGAGCUGACCCCACCCAUGUCAGUCACUACUGGUAACGCUAUUGCUGCUAACGUACCUGCUGCUGCUCCUGCUGCUACAACUGCUGCAACUGCUGCUAUGUCCAGCACUGGGCAAAACGAGGAGAUCUUUGAGAUGGAUCUGAGUUCUGAUGACGAUGUUGCAGCACAUGUCUCGAGGUCACCUUCAGUAACCACAAUACGAGACAUUGACCCCAAAUUACCUGCAGCCAGACACAGCCUUGAUGGUUAUCCGCUGUCUGAUGGAGAUUGGCGGGUAGAUGACAGUCGUGGCUUGUCUCAGGCUUUUUCCCCAAAGAGUGACUCUGAACUGUUAGUGAGGCCUUCAGAGAGUCUGCUCAGAGCUGAGUCCCACAUGCAGUGGACCUGGGGAGAGUUUCCAGAAACAACCAGGGUCACCAAAAAAGAGAAACCAGAACUACUAAAAACCGUGACCAUCACCCCUUCGGAGAGCACCCACUUCCGCGUCAUCCUCAGCUCCGAGGCCAUGGAGAACGAGAGCGAGAUCGAAAAAGAAGACGGUGCCUCCUCAGUGUGUACCAUCAUCAAGCCACAGCCACGCACCCCUAUCACCACUGUAACACCUGAGGACCCUCUCACAUCUGUCAGCACUGCAACUGCUGAUAGGAGUCCUAUAACUCCCUCGGAGCCUCUGGAUGUCCUGCCCUCCAGUGUGAUGACCUCCACUCCUACUAACAGCCAACUGAGCGAUUCCCCCUCUAAAAAGAAAGGUGUCCCAAAGAGGAGCCAGCAUCAGGGUCCUGAGGAUAUCUACCUUGAUGACCUGAAUGUACUUGAACCUGAUGUUGCAGCACGAUAUUUUCCUAAGAGUGAGUCUGAAGCAGCCACUAAGCACUGGAUGGACUCGGAGAUGCCCUCUGGUUCACAGUCUCCACAGUCGGUAGGAAGUGCAGCCGCUGACAGUGGGACCGAGUGUCUUUCGGACUCAGCUAGCGACCUUCCUGAUGUCACUCUUUCCCUGUGUGGAGGCCUUACAGAGAACGCGGAGAUAUCCAAAGAAAGAUUCAUGGAGCAUAUCAUCACCUAUCAUGAAUUUGCUGAGAAUCCAGCAAUCAUAGAUAACCCCAACCUGGUAGUAAAGAUAGGAAAUAGAUAUUAUAACUGGACACUAGCUGCACCCUUGAUUCUAAGUCUACAAGCAUUUCAGAAGAAUUUACCAAAGGCCACAGAGGAGGCCUGGGUGAAGGAGAAAAUGCCAAAGAAGUCAGGCCGUUGGUGGUUCUGGCGAAAAAGGGCGGAUAGUUCAAUCAAACAGUCAGAGACUAAGCUCGAAACAAAGGAGGAGUCUCAUUUGGAGGAGGAAGGACCCUCCAUACCUCAGGAGAAGCUGGUCUUACCUCCUAAAGCAGGAGACUCGUCCAGCGAUGAAGAGGGCAAGGAGGUCAGCGCUGCAUCCUGUCAAGAGAGACUUCAGCCAAUUGAUGGUCAGCACCACACUAGCCCACACGCUUACAGGAAGUCACUACGCCUCUCUUCUGAUCAGAUAGCCAGUCUGAAACUGAAGGAGGGGCCUAAUGAUGUGACAUUUAGCAUCACCACACAAUACCAGGGAACGUGCCGCUGUGAAGGCACCAUCUACCUGUGGAACUGGGACGACAAAGUCAUUAUCUCUGACAUUGACGGCACCAUCACCAAGUCCGAUGUGUUUGGACAGAUUUUGCCACAGUUGGGGAAAGACUGGACUCACCAGGGCAUUGCCAAGCUCUACCACUCAGUAGCUGAGAACGGCUACAAGUUCUUGUACUGCUCAGCGAGGGCUAUUGGCAUGGCAGACAUGACAAGGGGUUACCUGCAGUGGGUCAAUGAUGGAGGCACCAUCCUGCCCCGAGGACCUCUCAUGCUGUCUCCCAGCAGCCUCUUCUCUGCCUUCCACAGGGAAGUCAUUGAGAAGAAACCAGAGAUCUUCAAGAUUGAAUGCCUUACAGACAUCAAGAACCUGUUCCAGCAUAACAAGCAGCCAUUCCACGCCGCCUUUGGGAAUAGAACUAAUGAUGUGUUUGCCUAUAAGGAAGUAGGAGUUCCAGUGUGCAGGAUCUUCACAGUCAACCCCAAGGGAGAGCUGAUCCAAGAGCAGACAAAGGGCAACAAGUCCUCUUACGGCCGGCUCAGUGAGCUGGUGGAGCAUGUGUUCCCUCUGCUGAGUAAAGAGCAGAAUGAGGCCUUUGUCAUGCCGGAGUUCAGCUCAUUCUGUUACUGGAGACAGCCCAUACCCGACAUUAACCCAGAUGAACUGCUGUGAUCCAGCACGCACGGACACUCAGGUAUACAUGCUCAUGUAUACACACACGGAGCGGGCACUUGAAAGUAUCUUCAGGAAACACUUGGACUGGACUGGAACCCCAUCCUCCUCCUGUAAUACUCCAAACUGAUGCUCACAAAGACCCAGCUCUAUAAAAAAGUAUCAGAAUCGUGAGUGUGAACGCAGAAAAAGCUGGUAAAUUGUAAUUUUUAAGAUGAGUGGAUGUUUUCUCCAGAAAGUGAGUCCUGGUGAUUAAUAUCUGUGAGACAAACAACUAAUCUAAAACUAAAUUAUCAGCCCAGCAGACACUCUUUAGUCCCCACCACUGUACAGGGAUAAAAAUCCUUUUGUCUCUCUAACUUCUAUCAAAGAGGAUGGUCUGCAUUUACCAUCAGGAGAGCGACUGAAGCCCCACACAAGGUAUUUUCCCUUAGCACUAGACUCUGAGAUCCAGAAUGCGCUAAAGCUGGGCAGAAAGAAAAGACAUUGUUUUCACAAGUAGGGACAUUUUCUGAACAUCCUUAACAAAUGAAAUGUUCAAAGCAAUUAAGUUAAUUAAAACAAGACAGUCACUAGUCACGUGCCGGAUAUAUUUUGCUGUUCAUGCCUAAAUUUAGUAGCCAGGCUGUUUUCUGUUCUAAAAAAAUAAGUAAAAUCAUGAUAGUGGCUGCUGAAUAAGACUAUACCAACUAUGAACCAUACACAGUACUUCAUUUCCAUGAUCCUGCCGUAGGAAAGGUGUGUUCAGUUUUGUUCCCGACACUCUGGACUCUGGACUGUGGUCAUUAGUUCACUGCCGGUGGAGGCGCGAACAGAUUUCCGAUGGUCACUAUUCCCUUGUAGUUAAUAUCGUACCGAAUGAGUCAUGUUUGGUAUUCAGUGUUCAAGGUUGCACCUGGGAUUUACGUUUGCCAACAAGUGUGUGAUGACGCACAUUUAAAUUAAAAGAAAAAGGAAGAAGAAAAGAAAAAGAAAACAACGACAAAAUGAAGCAGUUUCAUGGUAUAUUGUCUUGCCGUUAUUUUAAUGUUUAUUCUGUUAUACAAGCUUUGGUUAAUCAAGUGUGUUUUGUUAACAAAGCAGUCAUUAUUUAUAAAAAUUGAUAUGUUUAAGUUAUUGAUUUCUAUCGUGAUGCCUUUGCUCGUCUGAAAAAUAAUAAUUGAUCACCAAUGAAAUGUGGAAAUACUUCAAAUCAGUAUUUUGUAUGCUUGAUCACAGGUUAACAUGCACUUAACAGUAACUGCUAGGCCUUGUAUGAUUUUUUUUUUUUUGAUUUUUUUUUUGGGUUGACAACGAUCUGUAUUCCUUGCUUUACACAUUCCUGAACCUCAGACUCCACAGCUUUAGUAUUAGAAUAUAAAAUGUAUGUGUAAAUGUCAAAGAUAAUGCUUGAGUGGGAACAGUGGAGAUAAGCAGAUCUGAGAAGAGCUUAGACUGAAGAUUUUUGGUUUGCUAGGUCCCCUGUAGAAGGACUAUGGUGUGUGUGUGUGUCUGUGUGUCUGUGUGUCUGUGUGUCUGUGUGUCUGUGUGUGUGUGUGUGUGUGUGUGUGUGUGUGUGUGUGUGUGUGUUCACCUAAUCACUGAGUGCUGCUGCUGCUGUUGGGAUGAUCUUGCACUCUUUGCUCAUGUUCCCUCAGUGGCUUUACCAAGACUUAUCCAACGCACUUUGUCUAAGCUGCAUCAGAAAAACGCAGACUUUACACCUCGGCACACCUCUCACCCACAUGCACUUCACUUUAGGGUCUUUGUUGACGGAAGACCAGAGUAUGCAAUUAAAUGUGGGAUGAAGAGCUGUAGUUUUACCUCUUUGAUGUGUUAGCGACACCACAGACAAAUCAGUGUAGGUAUUUGUUGGUUGCAAGGCAAAAAUGUGGGGAUGGAAAAACAAAAUCAUGUUUAUUUGGAGUCCUAAAUUAGACACAAAGUUAGCAUCAGAGCUAGCCCUAAGUGUGUGUGUGUGUGUGUGUGUGUGUGUGUGUGUGUGUGUGUGUCUGUGUCUGUGUCUGUGUCUGUGUCUGUGUGUGUGUGUGUGUGUGUCAGACAAAAGACUGAACCCAUGCGUCACGGCCCGAGGAAGAGCCAUCGGCUCUUGUUUGGACAUAAACAGGAAAUACUUGACUGUAUGCAGGAAGCUUUUUGAAGUGCUUCAACGGCAUUAUGUGUGUGUUGUGGGCGGACGUGGCACUCCACUGACAUGGAUCAUACCUCCAGCACAAAUGUAACAGUAACAUGGUACUGUGUGCUCGGGAGGACUAAAAAACUAGGCGAGACUUGACAGACAAAAAGCACAAUUUACGAUGACAGCUGCGUAUAUCCAGAUUGUCAGUAAUAGUUGUCGUUAUUUCGCUGAAGUGUAUCCGUGUUCACUCUGUAGCUCAGAUGUUUUUUUUAAUGACUAAAAUGCGUGUUUUGUUUUGAUUCGUUUGCUUGUUCUCUAAGACGUUUGGUGGAGUCAAAUAGAUAUAUCUUCUAAUUAACUAAAUGAAAUCCAUUCUUUCUAUGAAAGUAAAACAUCUUGUGUGGAAAGAUCACACUUCAUCCUCUAUGAUCCUGAGAUGUGGUAUAUAAUAUUGUUCUCACUUCAACUGCUGUGGAAAAUGAUCCAGUGUAUGUGCUGAUCAUCACAUUCUUCUGUCUUUGAUGCCUUUUUUUUGUUUUAUUAUUUCGCUUAUAAAAGUGUAUGACCUUUUUUGUGGGAUUGUGUUUGUUUUUGUUAUGUUUGGAGGUUAAUGCUUGCUAUGUGAUUGUGUCUGACCAACAGAAAUACUUUAAGUGUAUGCUGUGUUGAUUUGUAUAGAAAUGUGGUUUAAACUAUGUUUAAAGAACAAAAUCCAAUGUAAGAAAAAAAAAACAGGCCUAAUGAAGCUAACAAAGUGUGGCUUGUGGUCAUAUUUGUAUGAAAUAAAGUUUCUAACUGAA